Molecule: messenger RNA, 936 nt
Organism: Coniophora puteana RWD-64-598 SS2
Lineage: Eukaryota; Fungi; Basidiomycota; Agaricomycetes; Boletales; Coniophoraceae
Exons: 5
Coding region: 1-936 (311 amino acids)
Biological process (GO): mRNA alternative polyadenylation
Cellular component (GO): mRNA cleavage and polyadenylation specificity factor complex
Molecular function (GO): mRNA binding
Source: RefSeq, a predicted model, not a curated record
AUGGAAGAAAAUGUUGAGACAAUCACCACUGAUGUCGAGCCUGUCACUGGUGACAAACGGCCACGUGAAGACGAGGAGGAACAUGAUGCUCCUCAGAGUAUGGCCCAGGUACCAAGACUGUCUCCGCAGGUCCAGACGAACAACCCCAGCAAUGCCAUGACCAACACCAAUGGCACUGUAUCUGGAGGAAUAAGCUAUGUGGCGUCCCCCGGAAUCAGCGGCGGAGACCUGAGCAUGGCGAACAAUGACGCCAUCUAUAUCGGAGAACUCCAAUGGUGGACAACGGACGAGGACUUGCGGCAGAUUGCUCAAAAUGUCGGAGUAUCCAUUGACCACAGAGAUAUAACAUUCUCCGAACACAAAGUGAACGGGAAGAGUAAGGGAGUUGCAUACGUGGAAUGUGGUAGCUUUGACAACGCCAACACCGUCAAAAAUUGGUUCGAGAACAACGAUUUCCACAACCGGCGUGCAACAGUCACCUUGACCAGUUCAGCGAAUGGAAACCCAUUUCGAACCCUGCCCAAAGAGCCUCCCGCUCGAGACAUGAGAAACCAGCAAGGCGGAAACGUUGCUACCGGAGGAGGUGCGGUGAGCCGUGGCAACUUCCGUGGCAACUACUCCGGCGGCGGACGUGGCGGGGGAAACGCUAACAACGGCAUGGCUCGUGGAGGCGUGCCGAACGCGAUGGGCAACAUUGGCAUGGGCGGUAUCGGCAUGAACCCAAUGGGCGGAGGUAUGAACAUGGGUAACAUGGGCAUCGGUAUGGGUAUGGGCAUGGGUGGCAUGGGCAAUAUGAGCGGUAUGGGCGGCUUUGGUGGCAUGAACGGAUUCAUGGGUGGAGGAGGUAGGGGCGGCAUGGUACCUCAAGGUCCCCGAGGGGGCAUGGUGAACAACCGAGGCGGCGGGAUGAUGGGGAGCAUGGGUAUGAAUUUCUAG